GUACAACAAAAGUAAACUUCCUGUGUCAAUCCGCGAAUCCUGGGUGUCAUCUGUGAAAACACAUCUGUCUCCAGCCCAGAGCUGGUCACAGGUAGACGACAUCUUUGGUAUUCGUACGAUGGGGAUGGAAAAUCGACAUGGCGAGUUUAUAAAGAUAAUCUCGACAGGGUAUUUUAGAUGAGGAAGACAAGCUACUUCAGUGUGCCGUCAGUCAUACCAUGCUUGAUGCGUCGAAAGAUGAUUUUCAAGUUGGGAGUAACGGUUGUGAUAGCUGUAGCUGUCAUUAUCGUCUAUAUACAGCACACCGACCCUGACCUUCAUAUUCAAGGUCAAGAUGAGGUCAAAGACAACCUGGUACAGGAAAUGAAACGAGAUGAUGCUAGGAUGAAGAAAGAGUCUGUAAAGGAAGUGGAACAGGAACAAGUGACUUCAAAUAAAAGGCCCAAAUCUUUGAAAAGGCCAGAAAACAUUCCUGAGUCAGACAAACAUCAUCAUGCUGAGAAGUCCAUUGGAGACCAGGGCCAUUCCAAUGACAAUGUCUUGAAUGAAAAAACAAAUGGCAAUACCAAAGGUUUAAAACCAGUUUAUUCAAGCAUACAAACUGCCCCAAAGGAUUCUAUCCACCUGGCAGUUGUUGCCUGUGGUGAUCGAACACCUGAAACUCUCAUCCUCUUAAAAUCAGCUGUGUUAUUCACAAGCAAGCACCUGGUGUUCCACAUAUUUGCUGAAACAGAGCUUCAGAAAGGCUUCAGAGAUCAGCUGGACUUUUGGCCAGCUGAAUUCCUGACCAAGGUGGACUACUUCAUCUAUGACAUCAGCUUCCCAUCUGGAGGCAAGUCUGAUGACUGGAAGCAGCUCUUCAAGCCCUGUGCCUCACAGAGACUCUUCCUGCCAACGCUGCUGACCGAUGUGGAUGCCUUGAUCUAUGUAGACACAGACAUCUUGUUCCUCAGCCCACUGGAGGGUAUCUGGAGCUUCUUCAAGCUGUUCAACUCCACCCAGCUGGUAGCCCUAGCCCCAGAACAUGAGGAUGCAGCAGCAGGGUGGUACAACCGUUUUGCCAGGCACCCUUACUAUGGGAAACUAGGAGUUAAUUCUGGUGUGAUGUUGAUGAACCUGACUCGUCUCCGAGAAUCAAUGUGGCUGCCGUCCAUGAUAGAGUAUUACAAAGAAUAUAAACUAAAAAUAACUUUUGGUGAUCAGGACCUCAUCAACAUCUACUUUCAUUACUUCCCCGAGCAGCUGUAUGUGUUCGGGUGUGACUGGAACUAUCGGGCAGACCACUGCAUGUAUAUGAGUGUCUGCCAAGCUGCCCAAACCAAUGGUGCCUACAUCUUGCAUGGCAGUCGGAGGGUUUUUUAUAAUGAGAAACAGCCAGCCUUCAAGGCAACAUAUGAUGCCUUCAAAGAGCACCGUCUUGGAGACGACAUCCAGUACAAGUUGUUGGUGCAGAUCGAGAGGAACCUGGGGGCUGCCACCAAGAGCAACUGUGGCCAGCUUGGAGAGAUCUUCACUAAACAGAUCCAGAUAUACAGUAAUAACAUGAGAGAAGCAGAAAAAAAGGCUAGAGAAAAAAUGAAAGAUAUAAAGCCACCUCAUCCUCCAAGAUAACAGAAAAUAUUCGUAGUGUAUUUAUUUUCAUAUCCAUGCAACUCAUUGUGUAAUCACUACUUAAUUUCAAACAUAAAAUUCAUAAAAACAUUAUUUUGGGGAGCAUACAAUAGUAACUUGACCACAACAAACUGCAGCAUUGUGUUGGAUUGGGGAUUUUGGUUUUCAGUGUCACCUAUUCUUUUUUAACAUUUUGGAUAGACCAAUGUUGUCUCGUUGCCUACGUGCUAAAUGAAAACGUAAUUAUGAAAUGUAUAUUUGUUUCAUUUUUCGAGUGGUCUUAAGCAACCCACGCUUAUUGCAUGAAAUGUUUGACAGAAUUUGUGGGGUCAGGCUUGCUGACUUGCUUGAUGAAUGUCAUCUUGCACUUGUUGUCUAGACCGAUUACUUGAUUGUGUGAUAUAGACUUGAGUAUUUAUGACUGUUGUCGUUUAGCUGGAAUAUAUCUCAGUGCAACAUUUAGCAACAACGAAACAUUUCCAUAAAGGUGAGGUGAGGUGAAAUUGGGUUUUACGUCGUGCUGGAGAAUAUUUCGCUCAUAUGACGACGUGCAUGCGUGUGUAUGUGUAUGUGCAGCUGCUUG
Molecule: messenger RNA, 2194 nt
Organism: Haliotis rubra (blacklip abalone)
Lineage: Eukaryota; Metazoa; Mollusca; Gastropoda; Lepetellida; Haliotidae
Product: glucoside xylosyltransferase 1-like
Biological process (GO): protein O-linked glycosylation via N-acetylgalactosamine
Molecular function (GO): UDP-xylosyltransferase activity
Source: RefSeq, a predicted model, not a curated record